Molecule: messenger RNA, 852 nt
Organism: Diaporthe citri
Lineage: Eukaryota; Fungi; Ascomycota; Sordariomycetes; Diaporthales; Diaporthaceae
Exons: 1
Coding region: 1-852 (283 amino acids)
Biological process (GO): site-specific DNA replication termination at RTS1 barrier; mitotic DNA replication termination
Cellular component (GO): nucleus
Source: RefSeq, a predicted model, not a curated record
AUGGGAAACGAUGGCGGCUCCAUCCCGAAGCGCCGCGAGCUCGUCAAGGAAGCCGCCCGCGCCCAGACCGUCAGCGAACUGAAGGCCACAGCCCUCGAAUCCCUCAGCCACGCAUGGACACAGGACCCCUUGUCCUCAGAGCCGCUCGACAUGGAGAACGUCGCGUCAGACUGGAGAGGCAGGCUCUACAACUACGAGUCCAUACUAAAGGGGCUGGUGCCGAGCGUAGACGGCGACGAGGGAGACGAGGAGCAGGCCAACGGCAACGACAUGACAUUCGCGUCGACGGGCAUCAGGAGCCUGCGGGACAUCGUGAGGCUGCGGUUCAAGCGGUACAAGCCGGCCGGGUCAAAGGAGAAGGAGAUCUGGGCGUGCCCCGUCAGCCUGAAGGAGCUGGGCCCGGCGAGCAGGGCCGUCUACAUCGUGCCGUGCGGCCACGUCUUUGCCGAGGUGGCGAUCAAGGAGAUCAUGGAUCAGGAACACAACUGCCCCGAGUGCAGCGAGCCGUUCGAGGCGCAGGACGUCGUGCCAAUACUGCCGACCGAGGAGGCGGACCUGGAGAGGGUGACCAAGAGGAUGGAGGAUCUGCGCGCAAGAGGCCUGACACAUAGUAAGAAGAAGGACAAGAGCGAGAAGAAGAAGAAAAGGAAGGCUGGUGAUAAGGAGGGCGAUGGGCCAGACGGCGCGAAGAAUGGAGAUUCGGAGAACGGCCGUCCGGCAAAGGUCCAAAAGGCAACCAAGAACGAUGCCCCCUCCAUCAACAACCCUAUGGCUGCAUCUUUAACCCGUGCGGUUAUGGCUGAGCAGGCUGAGAGGGAUAAGCGGCGAAGAUUAGCAUCGGUCCGUGGCUAA